AUGCUCGGAAAUUCUUUAAGUGAUUCGACCUGCCUGCGUAUGAGUGCCAGUCAGCACAAACUACCAAAGUACUCGUCUCCGACAUUCCAUGUGGAAAUCUCCACGGCCAGAUCAAACCGGCGAAUAGGCCUACUCGCUCCUCUCUGUGAGAUUCAGGACUUCGCGAUCUACACCGACAGGGUUGAAUCCAGGGUAGGCUCUGCUCUCUACGGCUGGAAUCGUCGGCCACUGCUUCCUCAACGUUCCGUGCUCAUCCCACCUUCUCUGUAUUACGAGAGACAGCGUGUAGGCGGCUCAUCACAGCGUCAGGAUGUCCAUGAUGGCGCCACGAAGAAGACCUGCCUGGCCCUCUGA
Mesocestoides corti is the source of this 354-nucleotide messenger RNA. The record is from the annotation of a GenBank genome assembly. NCBI's taxonomy places the organism in Eukaryota, Metazoa, Platyhelminthes, Cestoda, Cyclophyllidea, Mesocestoididae.